AGGCUUGUCCCUAACUGGCUACUUACAGAUGCUCCUUGAUAUUUGCUUAGAGAAGCCCUGUUGAUGUCCCAUCAUAUAGGAAACUGGCUAUGAAUUUUUAACCAUUGCAGCUGUGAUGAUGAAAUGGUGAAGAAAGAUCUGCCUCCAAGUCAAAAACUGCAUCUAGAGAGACAAGGUUCAUUGUCAAUGCUGCAUCGCUGCUUCUGACUACAAGGCCACUGCACUGCUCAGCAGGCAUAAUGAUUCUGGGAAGAGCAUUGUAUUCAUUGUGUUGGCUACAUAAUGGAGGUGUGCAAAUCUGUGCCAAGGGCCAGACAUAGGUAGCGCCAGCCCUGUACACAACACUGUGUUGGGUCCUUGGGCUGCAACCACAAGCACAGAUGUAAUGGACAUGGUCCUGCCUCUCCGCUACUAAGAUGGUCAUGGGAAACAAGAGGAUCGCAAGAGACAGGAUGUGAGCAGCAUGGCACCUGCACUGCUGAUUCUUUUGGGGGCCACAGUGAUACUGCAAACAGAUUCACUUCCCAAUAAAAAUGCUGUACUUCUCCCACCUGUCAACUUCACCAUUAAGGUUAUAGAUUUAGCUCAAGUUCUUUUACAUUGGGAGCCAAAUCCUGACCAAGAACAAAGAAAUGUCCAGCUAGGAUAUCAUGUGAAAAUAAAUGCUCCAGAAGAAAAAGAUUAUGAAACCAGGAACAUUGAGAGCAGACGUGUAACCAUCCUCCAUAAAGGCUUUUCAGCCAGUGUGCGGACCAUCCUGUGGAACAACCACUCUUUCCCAGCAAGCAGUUGGGUUUCUGCAGAAUUGAAAGUCCCACCAGGGUCUCCCGGAACCUCAAUUGUGAAUUUAACUUGCACCACAAACACCGAGGCAUAUAAUUACACACACGAAAGGCCAUACCAAGUUUCUCUUCACUGCACCUGGCUUGUUGGCAAGGAUGCCCCUGAGGACACGCAGUAUUUCCUCUACUAUAGGUACAGAUCUGUGACUGAAGAAUGCCGAGAAUACAGCAAAGAUACCCAGCAGAGAAAUAUCGCAUGCCGGUUUCCCAGGACUGUUAUCAAUAGCAAAGGGCGCGACUGGCUUGCAGUGUACGUCAACGGCUCGAGCAAGGAAGAAGCAAUCAAGCCUUUCGAUCAGCUCUUUGCUCUUCAUGCCAUUGAUCGGGUAAAUUCUCCAGUGAAUGUCACAGCAGAGAUUGAAGGAACCUGCCUCUCUAUUCAAUGGGAGAAACCAGUUUCUGCUUUUCCAAUCCAUUGCUUUGAUUACGAAGUGAAAAUUUGCAACACAAGGAAGGGUUAUUUUCAGACAGAAAAAAUGAAGACCAACACAUUCAUCUCCAUAAUUGAUGAUAUUUCUAAGUAUUCCGUUCAAGUCAGAGCAGCAGUGAGCUCCGUGUGCAGGCCAAUGGGACUCUGGAGUGAGUGGAGUCAACCUAUUUAUGUGGGAAACGAUAAGCAGAAGACCUGGAUAGAAUGGCUCCUUAUUGUGCUUACAGCAGCCACCUGCUUCAUCCUGUUAAUUGUCUCACUCAUAUGCAGGAUAUGCCACUUAUGGACCAAGUUAUUUCCACCUGUUCCAGCGCCAAAAACUAAUAUUAAAGAUUUCUUUGUAAGCAUCAACCAUGAGAAAACCGGUUCCGGUGAGACAGAAGUUGAAGUCAUAAGUUAUGUGGAGGAGGCUGGAUUGGAGACCCUGGAAGAUUCCGUGUUUUGAUUGUUUCUGAGCAUUCUCCAAACCAACUCACGGUCAUAAGCCUCAGUGCUAAGAAAACAGGAGGGGCUGUUUCUUGGCUAAGAGGAGUUCAGAAUUUACCCAACACUCAAUUUAGCUGCAAGGCAGUGAACCCAGAGUAAUCUCCUAAGUGUGGACACCUCAUCACAGUCUCCUGGCUUCUUCAGGGCAACUGAUCCACCUGAUGGUUGUGCCAAGUCUGUUCUCUACAGGGAGCACCUCCUCACCUGCCAGUCCUCGUGAUCUGCGUUUCUACUCAGACUUUCUCGUGCAGGCAUCAGUUAUUAAGGCUAAUGUCAACUGUAUUCACUUCUGAUAGUGACAGUUUGACUGUUUAAUUUGCCAGUGGUAACAGUCAGCUGAAAUCUCAGAAGAAAGCACUUUUUACCAUAUUGGAGUAAAUCAUGAACUUGGAUUCAAGACUUUCUUACAGCAAGUGGA
This is a messenger RNA of Phacochoerus africanus (Common warthog), 2176 nucleotides long. RefSeq names its product interleukin 5 receptor subunit alpha (gene IL5RA). Gene Ontology annotation, biological process: immunoglobulin mediated immune response; cytokine-mediated signaling pathway. Gene Ontology annotation, cellular component: external side of plasma membrane; membrane. Gene Ontology annotation, molecular function: protein binding; cytokine receptor activity. The coding region runs from base 464 to 1717 and encodes 417 amino acids. Lineage: Eukaryota; Metazoa; Chordata; Mammalia; Artiodactyla; Suidae. The transcript is spliced from 13 exons. The record is from RefSeq and is a predicted model, not a curated record.